UGCUACUUCACUUGCUCCAAAGUGGGAGUGAGGAGAGCACACUGCCGCUUGGAACUAACACUACCUUUCUCUCUCUCUCUCUCUCUAAGAGUUUUCCAGCUCCAGUCUGCGACUCCAGUUUUUCUCUGUUCAAACUGUGAGCUGGAGUUUUGUCUAUGCACAUGACAAAAUGGGACACUUGGAGCUGCAGACAGAGAGGCUUUCAGUGCUUUAAGUCAGGAACUCCAAGCAGCUGCUGCGCCUGUCUCAGUGGAUGAAAAUGGAGCACUCCACACUGUUGGUCCUCCAGACACUCCUGGUGCUCCUGCCCCCUGUGGUUUCGGUACCCUGCCCCCGACACUGCUCCUGCCCUCAGCCCAGCGAGCUCCACUGCACGUUCCGCUCACUCCUGACCAUCCCAGCUGCUGUACCCCGGCAUGUGAAGCGCAUAAACUUGGGGUUCAACAGCAUUGAAAAGAUAGGAGACAAGUCGCUGUCUGGCCUGAGGAAGCUGGAGCUGCUCAUGGUCCACGGGAACAACAUUCACUCUCUGCCCGAUGGAGCUUUCAGGGACCUGGCGUCACUUCAGAUGCUGAAGAUCAGCUACAACAAGCUUAAGGAAAUCAGCAGGCACUCGCUCCAGGGGCUGUGGUCCUUGUCCAGGUUGCAUCUGGAUCACAACCAGAUAGAGCUCAUCCAUCCAGACGCCUUCCAGGGACUCACCGCCUUACGCUUUCUGCAGCUGGAGGGAAACCAGCUUCAACAACUGCAUCCUGCCACCUUCAGCACCUUCACUCUGAUGGGGCAGUUCCACAUCUCUACCCUGCGACACCUCUACCUAUCGGACAAUGGACUCACAUCACUACCCUCCCAGCUGGUGCAGACCAUGCCACAGCUUGAGAACCUGUACCUCCAUGAGAACCCCUGGACCUGUGACUGCAGCAUGAGCUGGUUCCAUGACUGGGAAAAAGCUUCCCCAGGUGUUCUGAAAUGUAAAAAGGACCGAGCCCUUCCAGGUGGCCAGCUGUGUCCAAUGUGCUCAUCUCCCAGACAUGUGAAGAACAGUGACCUUCAUGCUGCUCAUCCUCUGGCUUGCUCCAGCCCUGUCAUCAGCUUCCUUCACAGAACUACAUCGCAAGAAGAUUCCGAGAGUGCGACAAUGACCUCUGAGGACUUUAAGGACCCAAUUGGUAACAUAUCUCUAGGCCUCUCCAACGGGCAUGGGAAUGAGUUAGAUCUUGAAUGCAGUGUUGACAAGCUUAAAGAACUUUCCAAUAUCAGCUGGGAGCAGGAUGACCAGCUUCAGCUGGCUGCAAACAUCACAUUCUCAGUGGACAUUCGGUGUGCUGUGGACCGAGAAAAAUACGAGCAGCUGUGGAGGCUGAUUGCGUACUACAGCAAUUCUCCAGCCCACUUAAAACGGGAAGUCACUCUGAGCAAAGAUCCUUACCCAGCAUAUGUUUAUCAACAGGACUCUGUGCAAGAUGCCCAGUACUACACAGGUCUUCAAGUCAAAAUGUUGGCCCAGCCCGCAUGGCUGAUGCAGACAUCUGUAGAACUACAACUGAACCGACCUCGGUCGUCUACCAGAAUGGUACAAUUAACUCUGAAGACGAACCUCUCAGAGACAGUGGACACUGAGCUGCAGCAAAGACUCAGGAGGACCUGGGUCAUGAUAGAGUCAGGAAACAGGACGCGUAAAGUUCUGAGUGCCAUCGUUGGAAGUCCAAGUGAAAUGCUGUGUAACGUGCACAGUUCUGACCGGCCAGUAGUCCAAUGGGUGCUGCCUGACAACUCCAAACUGAAUAACUCAUAUAGCAGUCCUGAAAAGAGAGUUUCUUUUUCCAGAGAUGGAAGAUUGAAAAUUAAAGCCGUCACUCACAGAGACACAGGAGUUUACUACUGCAUUGCCAAAGUUUAUGGAGACCAUGCUGUGCUCUCUUUCUACCUAACUGUCCAGGAAUCCUCCAGUCCUUCCCCGGGGGAGGACACAACAAUUACAUCAAUGGAGGAAUUUGCAGGAAACCCAAUUUCUCUGGAUUGUACAGCUUCUGGCUCCCCUGAUGCUGAAAUAAACUGGAUUCUACCAAGCAGCAGAAUAGUUAAUUUCCAAGCAAAUUCCUCCCAAACAUUGGUGCAUUUUAAUGGUACUCUUCAUAUCCCACAUACUCAGGUGUCAGACAGUGGUUAUUACAAAUGUGUGGCUAUGAAUCAAUAUGGUGUAGACACACUAGUUAAAAAAGUUAGUAUAGUUAGGAGCAAAGCCCUUAUUAGACCUUUACGCAAGUUUCCAGCAAGGCCUCAGUCAGCAUCAGGAGUUAACACUCAGAUCAAGGUCCCCACAGAGAAUAUGGAAGAAGCAUCAGGUGACAAUGGUGGGUCCACAAUCCGCCACCGCGUCAGUGGUGUUAGGCGAAAAAUCCCAGGGAAUAUAACCCCAGGACGAAGAGGUAUUCAUCCAUCCAGAAGCACCUGGCAGAGAUCACCUGUGCUCCGGAAACCAACGGGUUCUCACACUGGAAACCAGAAAAGCUUAGUUGAGAAUAAAAGGAGGAUGAACCUGUCCAAAGGGAAAAUUGACCCAGAGAAAUGGGCACACAUUUUGGCUAAGAUUAGGGACAGGAAUACUGUGACCCCUCUUCCGGUUUCCUUUCCAAUAAAGGUGGAAGCAACAGCGCUGAUGACAAAGUCAUGGGAAACUCGUAAUGGAUCAUCAGAUGGCGUUACUGUACAUGAAAGAGAGGAUCAGUAUUACUCCAUGACUCACAGUCCUGGAGAGCCUACAGAACUGCAAAUCAAGAAAUCCAGUACUCAUAGUCAAGAUAUUCAUUUUACAUAUGAAAGCCACACUGCAUACAGCACACUAGAUGUAACUCCUAACAGCAGACAUGUUACUAGAGAACCCCUUCCAACAGAAAGAGCACACACAGAACAGCACACAACCCAUGACAGAGAGUUGAACCUAAUCACAGGUUCAAACAGUGGGGGUUUCCUCCCCCAGACCACAUCUGUUCCACCACACGCUAUCACUGUCAGGCAACCCAAUGCGCACACUGUGAGCAGCAGCACAAUUUCUUUUCCAGAGAACCAAAGCGCAGAGAGCCCUGCUGAUAAGGUUCAAGCAGCUGAUCCAUCCGAGGGGCCGCAAAGCAGUGAGCGUAGGGACAACCCCAAUGAUGUCACUAGCACCAUAAAUCACAGAGAUCUCUCCUUGGUGGAAAGUCAAAUUACUCCCUCAGUCAAUCCAAAUCACUCUGCAGCAAAUCAAGAAGGAAGCGGAAACUACUUGAGUGAAACCUUAACUCUGUCACAGUUUCAACCUCAUCAAAAGGACACAACGGUCAAUGAUCCGCAUUCUCAAGUUGUUGUCACAACGGGCUCUCCAAUAACUGCUUUCACGAUCCAGGCUAAAAAAAAUGUGGAUACUACGCGACAGCCAAAUUCACGCUUCAGGCAAGUCAAAUCUAAAAGAAGGAACGGUGGCAGGAGGAGAAGGCCAAACAAAAAGAAACAAAGGCUCAAUACGCCCAGCAACUUUAUCACCACCACACCUUCAAAUACUCCCCUACCUACGCCUAAGACCUCCGCCUCUAAAGAGUUAAAGAAAGAAGGAUCAGUAGUUACAGUCCAUUUAAGUACCACUGUUCCAUUCACAGAGAGCCAAGUAGCGUCAUCAGACAGACUGAGUCAUAAAGAAAGCACAGUCUUCAGGCAGAACCAUGAGGCACUUAAAGAGCCUUCUUCAAUACCAGCCUCUUAUUUUGAAACAAAUGACAGCCAUCCACUCAUGCCAAAACCAUCAUGGCAAAGCACUUCAGCUGCACCAUUUCCAAAAGUUACUCCGGGCUUGACUCAUGGAAACACCACUCCGCACAGCAUGGUGGGAAUUUCAGAAAGUGCAUUUCCUACAGGGGUUUCAGAGAUUCCCACAUCAGUCCCUCGGCAGAGGAUUGAAGACAGUCCUCGUCCAUCUGGCGAACAUUUAGAGACAGUUUUUACAACCGAGCCAGCACCACUGCUGAAUUCUAAUUCUAAUAAUUCCUCACAGGGUUUGGUGACAAAAUUGCCAACAGACAUUAAGAAACAGCAAGCCGCCCAUCAGACUAUCACUGAGGAGGUGGGAAAGAUUCAUUGGAAGGAGACAGGAUUGGAUUCUUCACUAAAGCCUUCCUAUUUUACCUCAACUGCUUCAUCCAUCAAAGUCUCUGGUGAAACUUCCCCUGGAUUAUCCUCAUCACAAGGCAUGCUUCUGGAGGUCACUGCACAGACACCCACAGGAUCAGAGGAUAUGAACCAAAGCUCUGGUCAAAAUGAGAUAAUAAACAUGGAUUUGAAACUUGAAGAAAAUCAGACGGAAGCUCUGAGUGCUCGGUCGGAUGCUCCACUUAAGAGCAAUUCAAAAACAACGCUUGCCUCAGUUACCUCAUCGUUGCCUUAUCAUGUUACACUUUCCACAGAGACCCCUAGUGUCUCAAAACCCGGAACCACUCCCCCAGGACAUCAAAUAAAGUAUUUACCGACCUCCCCGUCACAACAUGCCACAAUCACAGUCAGUACAAGCCAGGAGCAACAAUUGAACCUCAUUACUACCACCUCAGAGCCAAGCAGAUCAUUAAACGUUCAUCCUACAAUCUUUCCACCCAAUCAACAACCAGCUAACACAACUCCAACCUCUCAGGUGUCCACCUUUAUCCCAACACCUACCGUGGUGCCAUCUAAGCCAUCCCUACAGACUCUGUCAACAGUUUCUCUGGAUGUAUCCGCACAGCUCCAGCUAUCAGAGCGUGGAUCUGUUCAAAGAGCAAAGCCAAGGAUAACAACGGCCCAUUCCCAGACGAUCACUGUGAAAGCAGAAACAGAUGCUAAGCUUCCAUGUGAGACUGAAGGUCAACCAACGCCUUUCCUGUCUUGGACAAAGGUUUCUAAUGGAGCGAGCAUUGCCAGGAACAUGAAAGUCCAGAGGUUUGAGGUCGACCAAAAUGGAACUUUGAUGAUCAGAAACUCACAACUAACCGAUGGCGGCCAGUACCUGUGCACAGUUCAGAACCAGUAUGGUACUGACAAGAUGAUGGCUAACCUUGUUGUCUUGCCUCAUCCUCCACGCAUCCUUCAACCUCAACAAAGAGACAUCCAUGUGUACGAAGGCAGUAAGGUUGAACUGGAAUGCAAAAUUAAAGGGGUUCCUGUACCUCAAGUUACAUGGGUCCUCCCUAAUUCUGUCCAGAUGACUCCAACCUCAGCUUCUGUGCCUUCUCCGCAGCGGAUAGCUGUAGAUAACAAAGGAAUCCUUCACAUCAGCCGCGUCAGUUUUACUGACAGUGGGAUUUACAGGUGCACUGGCAGCAGCACAGCUGGAGCUGAAACUGUGUUGGUUCGUCUUCAUGUUUCAGCAAUGCCCCCUUUGAUUCAGCAGAGGCAAGAUGAAAAUGUGAUCCUUCCAGAGGGCAGCUCGGCUUACAUUAACUGCACUGCCACAAGAGUCUCUCAGCCAGUCAUUCGCUGGAUCACACCUGAUGGGACUCAGCUCACGGCUUCCCAACUAAUCAGCGGAAGGAACCUAAUUGUCUUUACUAAUGGAACGUUGCACAUACAGAGACUAGCCCCCCAAAAUUCUGGGAGAUAUGUGUGCAUAGCAAGUAAUACAGUAGCAUCAAGCAGCAGAACGGUAAUGUUAAGUGUCAGAAGUAAACCGUUGUCUGCUAAAGCCAUGAUUACAUCUUCAUCUCACCACAGAACCGACGUGAUCUAUGGCAGUAAGCUGCUUCUUAAUUGUGUGGCAACAGGUGAGCCAGAGCCCCGGAUCAUCUGGAGGACACCCUCUAAAAAGCUAGUGGAUAAUCAGUUCAGUUUUGACCCUAGGAUCAAGGUGUUCCUUAAUGGCAGCAUAAGUAUUAAUUCUGUGACUGACAAGGACAGAGGUGACUACCUGUGUGUAGCCCGUAACAAGAUGGGUGAUGACUAUGUUCAGCUGAGGGUCAACGUCCUGACCAAACCAGCCAAGAUUGAGCAGAAGCUGCAGAAAUCCAGUCAGGAGGUGGUGCAAGGCCAAGAUCUGAAGGUGGACUGUGUGGCAUCUGGCCUCCCCAGCCCUGAGAUUAGCUGGGCACUACCCGAUGGCACCAUGGUCAACCAUGUCAAGCAGAAAGCAGCAGUCAGCAUGGGACGCAGUCGCAGGUAUGUGGUGUUUGAUAAUGGGACACUUUACUUUAACGAUGUGGGCUUGCCAGAAGAAGGUGAUUACACCUGCUAUGCACAGAACCAACUCGGCAAAGAUGAAAUGAAGGUGAGAGUAAGAGUGAAAGGUGGAACAUCCCAACCCCAAAUCCAGGAUAAAGAUCAAAAUGUUGUGAGAGUUCUCUCCAGUGAGACUGUAACACUGCAUUGCAAUGCCGAAGGUAAACCAAUACCAGUCAUAACUUGGAUGUCUCCCAAAAAUAGCAUAAUUUCCCCAGACUUAGGCAAAUACAAGGUCCUUAAAGAUGGAACACUGAUUGUUCAAAAGGUUCAGCAAUUUGAUGGAGGCAAUUACACUUGUGUGGCUAGGAACGGUGUUGGCCAAGACAAUAAAGUUACCAGACUGGAGGUUUUGGCUACUCCUCUUGUCAUCAAUGGCUUAAGAGGAGCUUCCAAUACCAUCAACAUAAAAGCGGUUCAAGGUGAACACAAAACGGUGGACUGUGUGACAAAGGGAGCCCCUUCAACCCGUAUCAUGUGGAUUCUGCCAGGAAAUGUAAUCCUUCCUGCACCAUACUACAGUAACCGUAUAACAGUUCAUCAGAAUGGUACUUUGGAAAUACGAUCAGUCAAGAAGACCGACUCAGGACAGAUGGCUUGUGUUGCUCAUAAUGAACGAGGUGAGGUCAGAAUGUUGGUUAACCUGGAUGUCAAGGAAGCAGUUGAAAGGCCAAAAAUGGAAGUCCUCCAAAAAGAAAGCUUUUCACAGAGAGUGGGGAAUACAAUUACUCUAAAUUGCUCGACUAAUGGCUUGAAGUUAGCGCAUCUUACUUGGAUCUUGCCCAAUGGUACUCCUUUGCACGCCGGUGCUCGGAUAUCUAAGUUUUUUCACCAGCUUGAUGGUUCUUUGAUCAUCAGCAACCCAUCCAUUACUGAGACUGGAAUGUACCGCUGCGUGGGGCAUAAUUCUGCUGGGCUUGUUGAGACUAUAGUCACUCUGUCCCCAGGGAUAAAGCCACAGAUCCUGAAUAGAUACAUCUCUCCUGUCAGCAUCAUGGAUAGUGAAACCCUUUUCCUUCAUUGUCAAACAACCAGUAAGCCACUCAGAUUGACCUGGACCCUACCAAGUGGGGUUGUUCUUAACAGGCUGCAAAAAGCUGGACGGUAUUCUAUAUUGGACAAUGGCACAAUUGCCAUUCAACAAGCAUCGGUUUAUGACCGAGGUUCCUAUGUUUGCAGAGCUACUAAUGAAUAUGGUAGCUCUUUGCUUUCAGUCUCGGUAAAUAUAAUAGCAAACCAACCCAGAAUUAUCAGUGGCCCUCCCUCUGUGACUUAUGCCAAACGCGGAGUUGCUGUUCAAUUGAACUGUGCUGCCACAGGGAUUCCUAAAGUAGAAGUGGCUUGGGAAACACCUGAUAAAACCCGCAUGGUUGUAAAUGCACAGCCACGCCUUUUUGGAAAUAAGUAUCUCCAUCCAACAGGCUCCCUCAUCAUUCAGAAUCCAACCCAACGGGAUUCUGGCGUUUACCGAUGCACUGCCAGGAAUGCUGCUGGCGCAGACUCUAAAACAACAUUUCUGAAUGUUUUCUAGGUGAUUGUCCUUUCAAUUAAUGCCCAUAACAAUACUGUAUGCCCAAGCAACUGCCUAAUUAAGAGACAAUGUCAGAACACAAUUAAAGCAAUCAUUAAAUCGCCCACCCUGAUUUUACCGUACAAUGGUGCUUUAAUCGUGUUUUCACAUAGAGGCCUAAAGCUAAUAUUAUGUGCACCCUACUUGAUUUGUUUUUACUAUUUUGUGAAAGUUGUGUGUAAUAAAAACAAAAACACAAUUGCUCAGGUAAUUUGGAUAAAGAAAACUUAUGUACGGGUUAUGUAUUGUAUAGGGGUCAGUAAUGGUAGUCUUAAGCACCGCUGUACCAUAUUUAACUUUCCCAACUUGAUCACUGAUUAUUUGAGAUGGAAAUAAAUUAUUUAGGAAAAAAUAUAUUUCUAAGUCUUUUUGUGUUAAGUAUGCCAAAAAAGUGGAAUGUCAAAAAGAUUUAUUAUAGUGAAAUGAUGCAAUUAGUUUGCUAUGUUACAAGCCAGACUAUUAUUUUAGCACAGGGUCCUCAAAAGCAGACUGUUGAAUCCCAAAAUUACACAGCUCCCAUUUAUAGUUUUUAUA
Molecule: messenger RNA, 8317 nt
Organism: Fundulus heteroclitus (mummichog)
Lineage: Eukaryota; Metazoa; Chordata; Actinopteri; Cyprinodontiformes; Fundulidae
Gene: mxra5a
Product: matrix-remodelling associated 5a
Exons: 8
Coding region: 254-7744 (2496 amino acids)
Cellular component (GO): extracellular region
Molecular function (GO): protein binding
Source: RefSeq, a predicted model, not a curated record